UCCUGCUCUGGUUGACGGCUUGGGGAGAGACUCCCUCGAGCUCUUUUGCGUCGUCGCACGAGGAGCGAGUACUCGGCGCACCCGGCUGCUGAGAAAUCUGGGAAACGACACACUUAAGCGAACGAGUGAAGCCGACGAACCAAGGGAUUCAGCUUGGAGAAGAAGCAUCCGCCUGGUGAACCAGUUCGGCACGACCGAUGGACACCGAAUGGCCCCAAGAGCGUCGGUGAGAGCCGGGGUCUCUGAGACGGCUGCCUGAGGAUGACAGCUCCAGGACUGGCCGUUGGUCAAGCCGGCUUCGGGAGUUGAGAAAUGAAGCAGCAGCUCUGAGACCGGGAGCCUAGUCGGCCUUGGCAUGUACGGCCUGAUCUUCGAGAACCUGAGCCAGUACGUGUGCGCUGUUUACGGCGCAGAGCGCUGGGAGGAGAUCCGGCGAAGGUCCCGGAUCGAGAUGUCCACCUUCAGCACGCACGAGGUCUACCCGGACCACGUGAUUCUCAAGCUGAUCGCAAAAGCCUGCAAGGUGCUGCGCGUGAGCGAGCGGGAGUUCCUGGAGGGCAUGGGCGUGUUCUUCGUGUCCUUCCUGGCCCAGUACGGCUACGACCGGGUGCUGUCGGUGCUGGGCCGGCACAUGCGCGACUUCCUCAACGGCCUGGACAACCUGCACGAGUACCUCAAGUUCAGCUACCCCAAGAUGAAGGCGCCCUCGUUCUUCUGCGAGGACGAGUCCUCCACGGGACUGACGCUCCACUACCGCAGCACCCGGAGGGGCUACCUGUGGUACACCGUCGGUCAGAUCAAAGAAGUGGGCCGUCACUUCUACAGCACGGAGGUGAAGGUCGAGGUGCUCAAGGAGGAGUCCAUCUUCAACACGCUGCACGUCAUCAUGAGGCUAAACUUCGACAACGUCGCCUUUCAGCCGGCGUCGCUGAGAAAGUGGGAAGGCACUUUAGCUGUAUCACCGCAGGUUUUGAACAGCCUCGUUACCAGUCGCACGGUGUCGCCACAGGGCGAAGAGGACCUGGUGAGUCGGUGCCUGCUGCCGGUAAAGGCGAUCGUGUUCCUCGAGAUUUUCCCGUUCUGCGUGGUGUUCGACGAGCAGCUGCGGAUCACCAACAUCGGCAACAGCCUGCAGGCCGUCAUGCCGGCCGUGGUCGGACGACGAAUCCCCGAAGUGUUCGACUUGGCCAAGCCACUCGUAGAGUGCUCCUGGAAGUCGAUCUUGGGCCACACCAACAAUGUUUUCGAGAUGACGUCCCUCGAGGCAGUGAGAGCCAAGUGCAACGUGGAGGGCGGCCAGGACAAUUCGUCGCAGUGUGACUUCAGCGAAGACGGCGACUUCAAUUACGAAGACGCGUUGCUUCACCUCAAGGGACAGAUGAUGUACAUGGACGAGUGGCAGAGCAUGGUCUACUUGGCAACGCCCGUGAUGCGCGACCUGGAGACGAUGGUGCUCACGGGGCUGUACAUCAACGACCUGAGCAUGCACGACUUCAGCAGGGACAUGGUGCUCGCGGGACAGCAGCAGUCUGCCGAACUCAAGCUGGCUCUGGAUCAGGAGCUGACGAAGAGCCGGCAGCUAGAAGACUCGAUGCGCAAGCUGGACAUCGAGAUGAAGAGGACGGACGAGCUGCUCUACCAGAUGAUACCCAAAGCGGUGGCCGACCAGCUGCGCAGCGGCGAGACUUCCGUCAACACCUGCCAGUACUUCGACUCGGUGACGAUCCUGUUCAGCGACGUGGUGUCGUUCACGGAGAUCUGCAGCCGCAUCACGCCCAUGGAGGUGGUGUCCAUGCUCAACUCCAUGUACUCCCUCUUCGACGAACUCACCGAGAAGCACGGCGUCUACAAGGUGGAGACGAUCGGCGACGCGUACAUGGUCGUGGCCGGGGCCCCCGAGCCGGAACCCAACCACUCGGAGAAGGUGUGCGACAUGGCGCUAGACAUGAUCAAGGUUAUCGGAGACCUCAAGGACCCGUCCACGGGAAAGAGCCUCAGGAUACGUGUGGGAGUCCAUUCUGGAGCCGUCGUGGCCGGUGUGGUCGGUCUGAAGAUGCCGCGUUACUGUCUCUUCGGCGACUCUGUCAACACGGCUUCGCGGAUGGAAAGCACCAGCGAGGCGCUGCGGGUCCACAUUAGUCAGAAGACGAAAGAUCUCCUCGAUGAGACCAAGUGGCAGAUAUUGGAUCGAGGUACAGUUGAUGUUAAGGGCAAGGGUUCGAUGAAGACCUACUGGCUACAGGGAAAGAAAGGCCCCGGCCAGCGCAAACUUCCCGAGACGCAGACGGUGCAAGCGAAACGACAAGAGUCCAGGCGCCGCAAGUCCGCCGCGGGCUCGAGGUCCGUCUACUCUCCGGUGACGUACGAAGAGAUCGCCAAGCACUCGCCCUCCAAUACGCCGCCUCCUUACGCCGGACUUGCCCCCGAAUCCGCCAAAGAGGCCGCCAGGGACCCGGUCAAGCCCGUGGUCGUUCCGCUCGCCAACGGUUCGCCCAAGAGACGAGCGACGGGUGUGAGCCCCGUCGGGGCUCCAGAGUCCAACGGCCGACCCGUGGCGCGCAAGGCGGCCUGGACCGAACUCGAGCUCAAGGUUCCCACGCAGAUGCCCGUGGUGACCGCGCCGCAGCCGUCGUUUGCCCAGCUCGGGCUGCAGCCCUGCCAGCACUGCACCCACUGUCACAGCUACCACCAGCGCAAGGUGGGAGACGCCGCUUCGCUGGACUCUCGAGACAAAACGGGCUGCUGGAACACGUCUUCGCAGACGGCAAGAGGCGUGCACGCCGGCCAGUCGGCCGUGGCCUCCGGCGCCUCGUGUUCUCUGCUGUGAGGCUGCCCUUCUGGGGGAUGCGGUUGGGACCUUGCGGGAACUCUCUUGGAACGCUGCACGCUUACGUCGUAUGAGAUGUUUCUGCGGAACGCUCUCGAAACUCCGUCGAGGCUCUUGUCGAACUUGGUCAGCACAAUGAUGGAAGAGUUGAUAGUGUUUCUCACUGGGAGUUUGUUGUUGAGCACUGGGAACUUGUCUGGUCUAAAAGACGACGACCGUUCCGCCGUCAAAGCAGAAGGAUUUUUUCAUUAUUACGCCGCGUGAGUCAUUGCCUUGGAUCACCGCAGGAAGCAUACUUGAAGGUGAAAUUACCACGUACGACUAUACACUCUUAAAAAAGCGUGUCGGCUUACACCCCUUUGUCCCCUAUAAUGCACCCCAAAACUUCUGUUCGACGUAGAGCGCACUGACAUCGAACAGACGGCCCCGACUUUUAGGAUGGGCUUGACAACGCUCCAAUAUAACUUAUUAAACUGCUAAAGCACGCGUCAAAAACUACAGGAAAAAAAAAAUAAACACCGAAGGUUCGUAGUAUUGCCAAAAGAAAACCGCUUCUUCUUUUUUUUUUUUUUGUAGUUAGUAGGCACGUACACUAUCGAUUUUAAUGAGUUGUACCACUCGGCUAUUAAGUCGCUCGUGAACGUUGGCUCCGUUGGUUCGACGUCACUGCGCUGUACGUCGAACUCAAGUUUUGGGGUGUCUUUUGUGAGACAAGGGGUGUAGCAAU
Ixodes scapularis (black-legged tick) is the source of this 3554-nucleotide messenger RNA. RefSeq names its product soluble guanylate cyclase 88E (gene Gyc88E). The record is from RefSeq and is a predicted model, not a curated record. Gene Ontology annotation, cellular component: guanylate cyclase complex, soluble. The transcript has 15 exons. NCBI's taxonomy places the organism in Eukaryota, Metazoa, Arthropoda, Arachnida, Ixodida, Ixodidae. Gene Ontology annotation, biological process: nitric oxide-cGMP-mediated signaling; cGMP biosynthetic process; response to oxygen levels. Gene Ontology annotation, molecular function: oxygen sensor activity; heme binding; guanylate cyclase activity. The coding region runs from base 356 to 2827 and encodes 823 amino acids.